AGCCACGGAUCGCCCCUGAGAGCGCGACGGUUCGCGGUUCGGCGGCCGCCCAUGGCGGCCUCUGUGGACGACUGGCUCGAGGCCUAUGUCACACAGUAUGAGCACUUCCCGCAGACACCGGAGCAGCUUUGUGCUUACGCCAAGAACCACGGGCAUCACUUGCGCUACGCCGCGGCGCGGCGUGCCUGGGCCUCCCGCAGAGCGGGGGCGACCGGGGUCGGAGCGGCGCGGCCCAGCGGUGCCGCGGCGGGUGCCGCGGCGAGGCCGACCAGCGGCCCAUCGCGCAUCCUCCAGGUCGACGAACAGAGGGCCGAACAGAGGGCUGCACCGUCGCGGACCGAGCGCCCCUGGCUGGAUGCGUAUGUGGAGCACUACGGGCACGCCCCGUCCAACGCGCAACAUUUGGUGGCCUUUGUUCACCACCGGGGCGGGGAGAUGUCCUACACCAGCGCGUUGCAGGCGAUGGGCCUAUCGCUGCCCAGAAACCCCACGCCCUGGCAGGAUACCUUGGCGAUCAAUCGGCACUAUCGGCGGCUCACCAGGAUGAUUUUCACGACCUUGGUCCUCGAGGAGGAUCCUCCAGGGGUCAACCACUUGCGGGGACAACUGGGAGGAUCCGCCAGUGGUUUGGCCGCCGGUUUGCCGAUGCAAGUGACCAUGGAUUUGACCAAACGGUUGAUGGAGCUUGCCACCCCCAUUGAGGCAUCAGAGAGCUUUUUGUGUACCAUUUGUUUGAAUGGGAAGACGGAAGAGGAUGCCCAAGUUGCUUGGGUCCAAUUGGCCUGUGGCCACCCCUUGCAUCGCAGCUGCUAUCGUCAGCUCAUUCAUCACAACUUGUUUCGUUGCCGUUGCCCGCUGUGCAGAUUUGACUUCUUGCAACUUUUAUUGCAGGAAACCUAGGUGUGAAUUCAAAGCCCUGUGACAAAGCAGGGCGGCUCUCAAUGAACGGGAACAACCCUUUGGAACCAAAGAACGCCAGCG
Molecule: messenger RNA, 981 nt
Organism: Durusdinium trenchii
Lineage: Eukaryota; Dinophyceae; Suessiales; Symbiodiniaceae
Source: the annotation of a GenBank genome assembly